This is a messenger RNA of Scleropages formosus (Asian bonytongue), 3221 nucleotides long. It is a transcript of the gene nos2b, whose product is annotated as nitric oxide synthase 2b, inducible. Gene Ontology annotation, biological process: nitric oxide biosynthetic process. Lineage: Eukaryota; Metazoa; Chordata; Actinopteri; Osteoglossiformes; Osteoglossidae. The transcript has 25 exons. The coding region runs from base 12 to 3221 and encodes 1069 amino acids. Gene Ontology annotation, molecular function: FMN binding; heme binding; NADP binding. The record is from RefSeq and is a predicted model, not a curated record.
CAAGGAAGAGGAUGAAAGUGCUGCAAGGGAAGAGAGCUGGCAAGGAGGCAAUAUUGGUGCACAACCUGUGUGAUGGCUCCACCCUUGAAGACACCUUGCAUCACAGAGCUGUCAAGAGCCAGCCUUGCCGUCCAAAGGUGUGUCAGAGCUCUGUUGCGAUGCCCAAGUCGCUGGUGGCGGAGCCCAGCAGAAACCCAACCCCGUCGCAGGACCUUCUUGUGCAGGCUGUCGAGUUCAUCAAUCAAUACUACAACUCUCUGAAAACCCCGAAAACUGAAGAGCACCUUGCUCGAGUGGAGGCUGUCGCCGCGGAGAUAGACGCCACGGGAACCUAUCAGCUCACGGAGGAGGAGCUGGCGUUCGGAGCCAAACACGCCUGGCGGAAUGCAGCACGAUGCAUUGGCAGGAUCCAGUGGGCGAACUUACACGUGUUCGAUGCCCGAAAGUGCCGGACCACCCGGGACAUGUUUCGGUUCCUGUGCGGCCACAUGCGGUUUGCCACGAAUGGGGGAAACCUGAGGUCGGCCAUUACCAUUUUCCCCCAAAGGCUGGAUAGGAAACGUGACUUCCGGGUGUGGAACAGCCAGCUGGUGCGAUACGCUGGGUAUCGGAUGCCGGAUGGGAGCAUCCGGGGGGACCCGGCUAACGUGGAGUUCGCAGAGCUCUGCGCGCAGCUGGGAUGGACACCGAGAUACGGCCGCUUUGAUGUGCUACCACUGGUCCUGCAGGCCAACGGAGGCGAUCCUGAAAUCUUUGAAAUUCCCCCAGAGCUCGUUCUAGAGGUCCCGAUGGAGCAUCCUCAGUACGAGUGGUUCCAGGAACUGCAGCUCAGAUGGUAUGCCCUCCCUGCGGUCUCCAACAUGCUGCUGGAAAUGGGCGGCCUGGAGUUCCCCGGCUGCCCCUUCAACGGCUGGUAUAUGGGAACGGAGAUCGGCGUGAGGGACUUGUGUGACUCCCAGCGCUACAACAUCCUGGAGCAAGUUGGUCGCAGGAUGGGGCUGGAGAUACACAAUCUGUCUUCGCUGUGGAAGGACCAGGCGCUGGUGGCCAUCAACGUCGCGGUAAUCCACAGCUUCCAGAAGCACAACGUGACCAUAACGGACCACCACUCAGCAGCUGAAUCCUUCAUAAGGCACAUGCAGGCUGAGUUUAAGCUUCGGGGAGGUUGUCCAGCAGAUUGGACCUGGCUGGUGCCACCUAUGUCCGGCUCCCUCACACCUGUUUUCCACCAGGAGAUGGUCAACUAUGUCCUCUCCCCAUACUUUUAUUAUCAGCCAGACCCCUGGUUGACCCAUGUUUGGAGAGACAAGAAGCGGAGACCAAGGAAAAGAAAUGUUUCCUUCGGAGGGGUAGCCAGGGCGGCACUGUUCUGCUCCUUGCUGAUGCACCAGGCCAUGACUGCGAGGGUGCGAAGCACAGUGCUAUAUGCCACGGAGACUGGCAAAUCACAGGCUUUGGCCAAAAAACUCAACUCCAUGCUGAAUUGCGCAUUCAGCUCCAGGGUCCUGUGCAUGGAGGACUACAACCCUGGUGACCUGGAGAAGGAGGACUUCCUGGCGGUGGUAACCAGCACCUUCGGCAAUGGAGACGCCCCGGAGAACGGGAAGACUUUCAGGAGGCACCUUUUUGCCUUAAAGCACCUAAGAAACAAAUUCAGGUAUUGCGUGUUUGGGCUGGGCUCGCGUGUGUAUCCACGGUUCUGCGCCUUCGCCCACGAGGUGGAUGCCAAGCUGGAAGACCUUGGUGGCAGGCGUGUGACUCCCACCGGCGAAGGCGAUGAGCUGGACGGGCAAGAAGAGGCUUUCUCUGCCUGGGCAGGAGCUGCCUUCAAGGAGGCUUGCCGGGAGUUUGGAAUCCACAACCUGCUCACGGUCCAGCUCUCGGGGACAGAGCGGCCGACACACACCUGGGACCCCUCUAGGUACAGAGUGCAACCUGAGAGUUUCACGCAGGAUCGCAUCACAGCCCUCUCGAGUAUACACUCCAAAGCAGUUCUCCCUAUGAAGCUAAAGAGGAGGCAGAAUUUGAAUAGCUCAAAGUCAAGUCGUGCCACUAUCCUUGUGGUGCUGGAGAGCGAAGGCGAUGUGGAGGGCGUGCGAUGCCUCCCGGGGGAGCACAUCGGGGUCUUUCCCGGUAACCCGGCACGGCUGGUCACCGGAAUCCUCAAGCACCUCCUAGAUGCGCCCCCAACCAAUCAGAGCCUUCGCUUGGAGUACCACUUUGACUACGGCCUGGAUGGGGAUAAGAGCUGGCAGACGGACAAACAUAUCCCAGCAUGCACUCUGUCCCAAGCACUGACCUACUUCCUGGAUAUUACCGCACCCCCCGUGCAGAGUCUUCUUUACAAACUGUCUCAGCUGGCCGGCCAGGAGGGUCACCGGCAGCAGCUGCUCACAUUAGCUCGGGACUCUAAGCAGUACUGCGCGUGGAAGGAAUUUCACAGACCCACCUUCUUGGAUGUUCUGGAAGAGUUCCCUUCUUUGGCGAUCACGACAACCUUCCUCCUCAGCCAGCUACCCAUGCUGAAGCCCCGGCUCUACUCCAUGAGCUCCUCUCCUGACCUCCAUCCCCGAGAGCUCCACCUCACCGUGGCUGUGGUCAAAUAUCAAACCCAAGACGGACAUGGUCCUCUACACCAUGGGGUCUGCAGCACCUGGAUGAACACCAUCAAGGAGGGAGACAUGGUGCCCUGCUUCAUACACAGGUCCAGUGGCUUCCACCUUCCACCAGAGUCCUCCAUUCCAGCCAUCCUGGUUGGGGCAGGCAGUGGCAUUGCCCCCUUUAGGAGCUUUUGGCAACAACGGCUACAUGACAUGAAAAUCAAAGGGGUGAUGUGUGCCGCCAUGACCCUGGUGUUUGGCUGCCAGAGUUCCAACAAAGACCACCUUUACAGCGAGGAGACCCUGGAGAUGAAGCGGCAGGGAGUGCUGAAGAAUGUUCUUCCAGCAUAUUCUCGCCAGCCUGGGCAACCAAAAGUCUACGUCCAGGAUGUCCUGAGGAAACAGCUGGCAGGUGAGGUGGUGAGAAUCCUGCAUCAAAGCUCGGGGCAUUUGUACGUCUGCGGGAAUGUGGAAAUGGUGCACGAUGUGGCGUGCGCGGUCCAAGAGAUCUUGGGCCGGGAGCUGGAUAUGAGCUCUGCCCAGGCUCGAGAAUACCUGAUCCAGCUCAAGACUGAGAAGAGAUUCCAUGAAGAUAUAUUUGGAGUAACAUUUCAGAAAUAA